AUGGUGGCCCACUCAGCAGGAGUGCAGGAGCUUCCGGCCCGGGUGAACUACACAGCAGCCCCAGCCCCUGCACCCGCGGUGCCCACAGCCCUGCACUCCAAGAUGGAUGAGCUGGAGGGCCAGCUGCUGGCCAAGGUGCUGGCACUGGAGAAGGAGCGUGUGGCCCUCAGUCACAGCAGCCAGCAGCAGCGGCAGGAGGUGGAGAAGGAGCUGGAUGCCCUGCAGGACCGUGUAGCUGAACUGGAGCACGGGUCUUCGGCAUACAGUCCCCCAGAUGCCUUCAAGGUCAGCAUCCCCAUCCGCAACAACUACAUGUACGCCCGCGUGCGGAAGGCGCUGCCUGAGCUCUACGCCUUCACGGUCUGCAUGUGGCUGCGAUCCAAGUCGGGAGGCACUGGCCAGGGCACCCCUUUCUCCUACUCGGUGCCUGGGCAGGCCAAUGAGAUUGUGUUGCUGGAGGCCGGCCAUGACCCCAUGGAGCUGCUGAUCAAUGACAAGGUGGCCCAGCUGCCCCUGAGCCUGAAGGACAAUGGCUGGCACCAUAUCUGCAUUGCCUGGACCACAAGGGAUGGCCUGUGGUUUGCCUACCAGGACGGGGAGCUGCAAGGCUCUGGUGAGAACCUGGCCGCCUGGCACCCCAUCAAGCCUCAUGGGAUCCUUAUCCUGGGUCAGGAGCAGGAUACCCUUGGUGGCCGGUUUGAUGCCACCCAGGCCUUCGUGGGUGACAUUGCCCAGUUUAACCUGUGGGACCACACCCUGACACCUGCCCAGGUCCUGGGUAUUGCCAACUGUACAGGGCCGCUGCUGGGCAACAUCCUCCCCUGGGAAGACAAGCUAGUGGAGGCCUUUGGGGGUGCCACGAAGGCCACCUUCGAUAUCUGCAAGGGGAGGGCCAAAGCAUGAAGGGCCACCUCAUCCAGGACCCCUCCCUUGCCUGCCAAUUUGGGGACCUUCUGGGGCAGAGGCACCUUCCCUCCUCAGCCUACCCACACACUGGCCUCCUUUCCUGCCCCACUCCUGGCCAUGCCUCCUGUUUCCCCCACCUGUACCUAUACCUCCAGGAUGCCCUGCCCUGUGAUGGCUGUCCCCUGAUGCCACUUGGAUGGGGACAAGCAGCUUAAGUCAACAGGUCAAGCCUGGGGUGAGUCCAGGUCCUGGCAGGGGGUGUCCACAGUUCUUCCCACCCUGCUGGCAUUACAGUGGAGCCUUCUCUUACCCCCUUCCUACCCCACAACUGAUUCCACUGAUCUCAGCAGCACUCCACCAUGAGUGUACGUAUGGGGGAGGGAGAGGGGCCCACCCAGUGGUAAGGAUGGUUAUCUGCUCCCCCUGUCCCCCAUGCAGCAGGCUUGGCCCCUUCCCCUUCAGGGUCAUAACAGGCUGUGGAGCUGCCCCCCAGCUGGGAGGGAACGACAGAACCACAGGGGACUCGGACUCACCCCUCCUCCCUUCUUUCUACCAGCUGCCAGUCAAGGGAUCUUGAUGGAACCUCUUCCCCCACCCCGACCUGCACCCUCUCUCUUCCUCCUCUUUCCUUGUUUCUGUGUGUGCAGUGGUUUGAAUGUUGGAUCCAUGCCUGGCCCAGCCUCACCUCAAUUUCCAGGACAUUCCCUUCCCAGCUCCAGCCUGGAGGGUUAGGGACCAAGAUCCUGGAAGGCCAAAGGGCCAUAGUCACCCCUUGUGCCCACCCACAGCUGUGCCCCUGGCACAGUCACCUCUCCCCCUCUGGGACCAGGACAAGGCCUGGGCCACUUCAUCCUGGGAUGGGAACAGCAUGAGGCAGAGACACAGUGCCCCAGGGAACCCAGGCUCUGGGAGAGCCACAAUACCUACCCACUCUGCAUGGCCCUGCAGCCUUUAGGGAGGAAGGAAGAAGCUAAGAGCGCAGGGAGGCACAUGGAGUGGUUUGCAGAGCAUUGGAUGAGGAGGAGCCGUCGGUUCCUAGUCAGCCCUACCACUAAGUUGUUACGCGGUCUUCUGUAAGACCCUGCCCUCCCUCGGCUGGCCUUCCUCAUUUGUGAGCUGAGGCCUUUGUUUUGGACAUUGCUGAUGAGAGCUCUCUAGAUUAAAAGUAAGAUGAUCUGUGAUUCAGGUAGAUAGGGUGGGGCAAGCCUGAGAAUCUGCGCAGGGACCAAGGGGCAUAGCAAGGGCAGGUCCUGGGACUGGGCAGCAUAUGGGAUCUGGCUAGACAUAGCUCAGGGUCAGAAGCUGGCUCCAAAGAGUCAGGGGCAAGGGCAAGGGCAAGGGGCAAGGCAGAACCUUAUGUGCAGAUUGUAAAAUUCAGCCCCCUCUGGAUCCUCCCAGCCUGGCACCUUGCCUAUCUGAAACUAUCUCAAAGGGCUGGUGGCUUCCUGGUCCCUAUGCUUGAGUCCUUACCAGCUCCCCCAAGAGAGAGAGAGAAAUAUCAGAGCUGAAAAAAAGCCAGCCAGUCUGACCUCUUGCUUGUACAGAUGGAAAAGAGCUCAGAGAAGGCAAGUGACUUACACAGGACCACACAGCACAAUGGAGCAGAGCCAGGACUAGGACCCAGUGCUCUUUCCCCGACACCAUACUGCCUGCCCGUGAGAGUCUUUGAGUUCAGCCUACACUUAAGAGGAUGGACAUUUGAGAAAUCAGAAUGCUUUCUAACAUGACCACUGGACCACCUUCCUUUAUGAAACACACAAACAUCUUGGCAUUCCCAUCCUCCACCCCCAGAAAGUAGGGGAAGGAGAGAUGUGAUCCCUGGGCACUCUGGCAGGAACGGAGAGCUGAGAACUCAGGUGCCUCUCCACCUGGCGGUCAUCGACCAAGUGUCUGGGAAGCUGUUGGCUACCUGAGUCAGAUGGGCACUGGUGCCACUUGCCUCCCUCUUUGGUUCCCUGUCUCUGCUCCCACAUCCACUUAGCCUGAGGCAUGAUGCAAGAGCUAUAGGCAGUGGGGCCCAGGGCCAUGGAGCCUUUCCAGGACUUGUUGCUUCCAGCCCCCAGAUCCUUGUUUCCAUUUCAAGAGCACAAAUAGACCAUUCAGCACCUCUAGCCCAACUCCCCCUAGAAGAGGGAGUAAUGGUGUACUUCAGCCAGAACCUGCCGAGAUCUACGUUGCCCCGGUAACAGCCAAUGACAUCAGCCCCAGUGCUGGGUCAAGCGUCUCAUAAUGACAUACACUGUUGCUGGGGUGAUGGCAGAAUUUGGAACUUAGAUUUUGGGGACACUGGGCUUUAUUGGGUUUCUGUUAUUGUUUUUAAGGAAGCAGCUUUUGUGGAGACCUGGGGAAAAGCAAGGGUUUUAGGAAAGAGGAGGGGACUUAUUUAAUGACUUGAGCCCACCCAGAUUCACCAUCCCAAGUCCUUUAUGCUUCGUCAUGGUAAUGAGACAUCUGACCUGCGCUGAGUCACCCUGGUCAGCCCUCCAGAGGAAACAGACAAAUUAGAGCCAUUCCGAUGUAGGUUCUGAGUCUGGGCCAUUGGUGAAUUGCCUGGGUCCCCAUUUCCAUUCCAGAAAGAUGAAUGCUCCAAAGUCCCCACCCCUCCUUUAUUUACUGAUCAUCCUUCUUACCUUUGCUGAAUGCCUGCUCUUUGGACUCCAGCUUUGACCUUUAGCUGCUCCGAGGCACAGCCAAGAAGACGGAGGGGAAAUGGUGUUCAUUGCGUCCUCAAGCGUCUCCUGGCUAAAAACAAGGCUGGAGCCCUGUAUGUUAAAUCCUUUUUAAGUGUCAGGCACCAUGCUCAGCACCUUACAGGCAUCGUCUCAUUUAUUCUCACAACAGGUCUAAGCUAGGACUUAGCCCCAUUAUACAGGUGAAGAAACUGGGGCCCAGAGAGAUUAAGUAACUUGCUCAUGUCAAUCAGCCAGCAAGUGACAGAGCCAGGGCAGGUAUCAUCCAGGGCCCGCCCUUCAGCCAGAGGGGACAGGCACUGUGUCACUCUCUGUGGAGUGAGGUUUGGUCAUCAAUUGCUCCUGGCCAUGUUCACCACUUGAGCGGAAUGGAGGUGUGGGAUGGGCUGGCCCCAGGACCUUGGGUGAGGCUGUGGUAGGGUUCUUGGCCCCUUCAGGGAACACAUCCCUGUGCAGUGUGCCCCACCUGAGCCCUUCUCUCACCGGCUGGAAUUUCCAGGAGAGCUAAAGGGGAAGGCAAGCUGGAUGUCUCCCAAGAGUGCCAGGCUGUGAAAGGGAGGAAGCUGAUAUUUCUCAGACCCCUGCUUUGGGCCAAGCCCUGCACCAGGUGCUUCACAGCUCUUAUCUGCCAGAUUUUCCCACCUUGUGGCACAUUGUGCCCCCAGUCAACAUCCCAAGGGGACAGAUCACCUUGCCACAAUUGUGCAUGACCUAGGACCACAGAUUUGGGCAGGAAAGUCUCCGAAGCCCUUGUUUUACAGAUGAGGACGUCAGUGCCCAGGGUAGGUGAGCAGCCUUCAAGGUCACCCAACCCGCACACUGGGAGACCUGAACCCAGCUUUCUGACUCUGUAUUCAGUGCUCUCUCCAUGACACAGUGACCCCACUCCCCCCAAAACUGUGUCCCCCCUUUUCCAUGUUUCCCAGCACCCUUGCCCUGAGCAAACUGGGGAAGGGACCCCCUCCCAGAGGUGGAAUCAUUCUCUUCACCCCCUUUGUCUCAGCUGCCUGCCACUCCAAGCCCCAUAUCCCCUAGACCCCUGACCCUCCUGGGUUGGGAAGGGCUCACGUGGGCCCAGGCUGAACAGUGAGUGAGCAUGUCAAGCUGUUGGACACUGUGAAAUUAGUGCAUCGUACUGGCAACCCGCCCCCCUCCCCAGCUCCUCGCUUGAUUUUGUACAUAAA
This is a messenger RNA of Vicugna pacos (alpaca), 4780 nucleotides long. The record is from RefSeq and is a predicted model, not a curated record. Lineage: Eukaryota; Metazoa; Chordata; Mammalia; Artiodactyla; Camelidae.